Molecule: messenger RNA, 693 nt
Organism: Carassius carassius (crucian carp)
Lineage: Eukaryota; Metazoa; Chordata; Actinopteri; Cypriniformes; Cyprinidae
Source: RefSeq, a predicted model, not a curated record
UUGUAUUCCAGAUGAAGUUAAUGAUUUUGUGACGGAAUGUGAAGAUCUAGGUAAGCUUAUUUUAUAUGCUCCGUAGUGGACGAGGUGGAGAUGGAGCUUAUUAGGGUGCUUGUAGUACUGAAUUUUUUUUUCAGGCAACCUAUUUAUUUUUUCUGGGCAGGUCUAUUUAAUCCUCAUUUUGGUUGCUGUCCACAUAAACGGUGCCCUAUCAACUACUUUCCCUUCCACAUUCACAGCAGUGUAGCCAAUGUGGUGGCUGCAAAGACCUGCUUUAACAAUACAAUCAUCAUGUGUGGCAUUAAGAAUAAUGCAGGACAAGGGCUGAACAUUGUGCUAGCAAACGGUGCAACCGGUGAGGUUUUAAGAAAUAAGAACUUUAACCUGGAAUCUAAAGAAUUACUUGUCUAUCUAAAGACACUAAAACGAGGACAUAUAGUGCUUGUGGCCGCACACAUCGACCCUACACCAAAGCUGACUGAUGAGAUUAGAGCUAUAUUCAGUGCACUGGGCAGCACAGUGGUCAAAUCCCUGAAGCCCAGGUAUGGCUGGGUAUUCACAGGCGCCUAUGGAAUAAAUGAUGCUAGUCCUUUUGAAAGGUUGAUUCAAAAUGAUGUGAGGAGCAACGCGUAUGAAGACUGGCCAGAGAUGGGGGAGAUCAUUGGCUGCUGUCCCAGAAUAUCUGAGACUGAAUAA